AUGGCCUGCCCUCACGCUUACCUGGACGAUCUUCGACCUCCGAGACCCAAUCAAAGUGUAUACCGAGAAGAUUGUACCCAGUGCUUUGACUCAAUCGAUGAUGACGCCGGACUUGAUGUCUGCCUACACUGCUUCAACGGCGGUUGUGCUGGCGAACGAAAUCACUCUCUUGUACACCACUCCUCCACGAAUCAUCCGUUAGUAUUGAACAUCAAACGAACUCGCAAGCAAGUCCAACGAGAUGAGCCUCCGCCUAAGCUUACCAAGCUCGCCAUUGCCGCUGAGACAGAGGAAGACAGAUAUAAUACAGCCACGACAGUCAAGUGUUAUGCCUGCCAAUUAGAGGAUGUGGACAAAACGUUAGGAAACCUCCCGGGGGUCGUUGAUGGGGUCAUGAAAGCUAUGACAUUUGCCAAACAAGAGGAAGUCAAGGCUUGGGAACAAGAGUUUACGCCCUGUGUACACACCCUCGGCCUCGAACAGCAACCGAGGAGACAGAUUGAGUCACAGAAGCUAAGCUCGUGUUCCAAGUGUGACCUGAAAGAGAAUCUCUGGCUCUGUUUGGAGUGUGGCAACCUGGGUUGUGGACGGGCGCAGUUUGGCGGUGUAGGCGGCAAUUCUCACGGACUGGGACACGCGGCAGAGAGUGGUCACGCAGUCGCCGUGAAACUGGGUUCCAUCACUCCGGAAGGCAACGCCGAUGUCUACUGCUAUCAAUGUAACGAAGAGCGAAUCGACACUGAGCUUGCCAAGCACCUGGCUCACUGGGGCAUCAACAUUGCUGAACGGGAGAAGACUGAAAAGAGCUUGAUGGAGAUGCAAGUGGAACAAAAUCUGAAAUGGGAUUUCUCUAUGACGACAGAGGAUGGCAAAGAGCUAUCCCCCUUGUUUGGGCCCGGUUUCACCGGUCUCAAGAAUAUCGGGAACAGUUGCUAUCUUGCCAGCACCCUUCAAUGUUUGUUUUCGCUCACAGAUUUCCAACAUCGAUACUACCACCCGGAUCGACCUCCUCCCAACGCCAAACUGCCGGCUGAGGAUCUUGAGACACAGUUACGAAAGUUGGCCGAUGGUAUUCUGUCUGGUCGAUAUUCAUAUCCGGAGAGCAAUGUUCAUGCAUCUCCCGACAACCCCGAAGUACCGCACCAAAAAGGUCUCUCUCCUGCGAUGUUUAAGCAUCUUAUUGGUCGAGGGCAUGAAGAAUUUUCGACGAUGAGGCAGCAAGAUGCGUUUGAACUACUGCUCCACCUUUUCAAGCUCAUCAGCAUCUCUCACAAUGCCCACCCCGGCGAAGAUCCUGUCCAGUCGUUCCGCUUUGCCCUUGAACAACGCUUGCAGUGCUUAAACUGUAGGCGGGUACGGUACCGAACGGAUGAACAAGACAAUAUCUCAAUUCCGGUUCCCGUUCGGAGGAAACACGUGAACAAUAGUGAAGACGCACCGGCCAUUGAAGCGAAAGGGUCCGAAUUUGAACCGGUGUCUCUGCAAGAGUGCCUCGACAUCUUUACAGCAUCAGGCACGGUGGAAUUGACCUGCCCAGCUUGCGGGUCUAAAGCAGGAUUUUCCAAGUCAUCAAAAUUCAAAACAUUCCCCCAAAAUCUGGUCAUCAAUCCUCUUCGAUUCGAAAUAAUCAACUGGGUACCGACAAAGCUCGACAUCCCCGUCCAGGUGACCGACGAACCCUUUGAUUUGAGCAGGUACAAGUCACCAGGGUUGCAACCAGACGAGGAGGAAUUGCCUGAAGAAGCAGAUGUCGGAGGAUCCGGCCCGGAAUCAGCAGCAUUUGUCCCGAAUGAAGCUGCUCUCGGCCAACUUGAAUCGAUGGGAUUUCCCCGCGUUCGAUGUGAAAAGGCCCUCCAUGCGACUGGCAACGCAGAUGCCGAAGCGGCCAUGAAUUGGCUAUUCUCGCAUAUGGAAGACCCUGAUAUUGAUGAGCCUCUGAACCUUGGCGGUGGCGCUUCCGGCACAGAUGACGCUGACAAGAUCGCUCAACUGGGCGAGAUGGGUAUCGGCGCACCGCAAGCCCGAAAGGCCUUGCGAGAAUGCAACGGUGAUGUCAAUCGAGCUCUGGAUUGGGUCUUCAGCCACCCGGACGAUCAGGGCGAUUUUGGUGAAGAUGCUCCAGCUGCUUCGACACAAUCGAGAUCCCUUCCCGGGAGUGGACAACUACCGGCGAAGUUCGAGCUUCAGAGCAUCGUUUGUCAUAAGGGUGCCAGCAUCCAUACUGGCCACUAUGUUGCAUUCACUCGAAAACAGGUUCCUGGCGACGGCGAGGAGAGACAAUGGGUUCUGUUCAACGAUGAGAAAGUGGUCAAGGCUGUUGACGUGGACGAAAUGAAAAAGUUUGCAUACAUUUACUUUUUCCGUAUGCUAUGA
This is a messenger RNA of Rhinocladiella mackenziei CBS 650.93, 2373 nucleotides long. RefSeq lists its product as uncharacterized. Gene Ontology annotation, molecular function: protein binding; zinc ion binding; cysteine-type deubiquitinase activity. The record is from RefSeq and is a predicted model, not a curated record. The transcript has a single exon. Gene Ontology annotation, biological process: protein deubiquitination. Lineage: Eukaryota; Fungi; Ascomycota; Eurotiomycetes; Chaetothyriales; Herpotrichiellaceae. Bases 1 to 2373 code for a protein of 790 amino acids.